Messenger RNA from Pseudomassariella vexata, 1863 nucleotides. RefSeq names its product glycolate oxidase. The coding region runs from base 79 to 1863 and encodes 594 amino acids. Gene Ontology annotation, biological process: lactate catabolic process. The record is from RefSeq and is a predicted model, not a curated record. The transcript has 4 exons. NCBI's taxonomy places the organism in Eukaryota, Fungi, Ascomycota, Sordariomycetes, Amphisphaeriales, Pseudomassariaceae. Gene Ontology annotation, molecular function: D-lactate dehydrogenase (cytochrome) activity; D-lactate dehydrogenase (NAD+) activity; FAD binding. Gene Ontology annotation, cellular component: mitochondrion.
CGCCAAAAGAAGUAGCUCGUCGCGAAGAGGGCUACAUUUUCGACAAAGCUCUACCCAAGAACAAACCAGUGUAUCGUCAUGUCUACACCAAUGCUAACUGAAAAGUACAGUGGUGCCCCGACUCGCCUAGCGAAAGAGGCUGCCCGCGCUCGCGACUACAUCGUUUCCAACAGGACUUUGCCCACCAGCAGCCCGCAGACAAAUGGCCUCAGGUUGCCACCAGAUGUUUCUCUCGAAACAUUCGAAACUGCAAUCAAAGAAUUACAAAAUAUUCUCGGCGAGGCAAACGUCGAGGUCAACGACAAACCCCUGAAAGAUGGCUGGUACCUUGACCACCCCAACACCCACGACACCUUCCACGUAAUACCGCAAUCCUCCCUUGUCGCCUCCGCCAUCAUCUAUCCCUCUACCGUCCCUGAAGUGCAGUCAAUCGUUUGCUGGGCCAACAAAUAUCUUCUCCCCCUCUACCCCAUCUCGCUUGGCCGCAACCUAGGCUACGGCGGCGCCGCCCCACGCGUCCCGGGCGGAGUCGUCGUCGAUCUCGGCCGCCGUAUGCACUCGAUCUUUAACAUCGACGCCGAAAACGCCAGUUGUGUCGUCGAACCGGGUGUGACGUAUUUUCGGCUGUAUGAGGAGAUACAGGCCAGAAAACUGCCACUGUGGAUCGAUACUGCGGAUUUGGGAGGGGGGAGUUUGUUGGGCAAUGCCUUGGAUAGGGGGGUGGGAUAUACGCCGUAUGGUGAUCAUUUUGCGAAUCAUUGCGGGAUGGAGGUCGUGCUCCCUGAUGGAUCGCUGUUGCGCACGGGGAUGGGGGCUAUGCCCGGCCCAGAGGGGAAGGAUAAUCCCACGUGGCAGAGCUUUCAACACGCGUACGGGCCUGCAGUGGAUGGGAUAUUUUCGCAGAGUAAUUUGGGGAUUGUGACAAAGAUGGGGUUUCAUCUCAUGCCUGCUCUGAACGAAAACGAGCAUCAGUCGUACGUAUUCACGUUUCCAAGAGAUGGGGAUUUCGAACAGAUUGUGGAUAUUAUCCGACCCUUGGCACAGAAGAGAAUUCUGGGGAAUAUCCCACAGAUAAGACAUGUAAUCCAGGAGCUGGCGGUCACGGGUAGGGGAAAAGAGACAUUUCAUGAGGGCAAGAGGCCGAUGACGGACGACGAGAUUCAUGAGGCGGCAAAGAAAACGCCGUUGGGGGAUUGCUCGUGGGUAUUCUAUGGAUGUCAGUAUGGAUCGCCUGAGUCGAUCAAACAGCAGUUGGAAAUUGUCAAGGACGCGUUCUUCAAGGUGGAGGGGUCAAAAUUCUUUCUGCCAGAGAAUGUGCCACCGGGUCAUUAUUUGCAUGAUAGGGCCAGGGUGUGUAGUGGGGUGCCCGUGUUGAGGGAGUUGGAUUGGGUGAAUUGGGUUCCGAAUGGGGCGCAUAUGGGCUUCUCCCCCAUAGCACCCACUCUUGGUCCCUCGGCCCGACUCAUCCACGAUCUCAUCCGCGCCGCCCACAUUAAGUACGGCUUCGAUCUGUUCCCAACCCUCUGCGUUGCGGGGCGUGAGAUGCACUACAUCACUAAUAUUGUGUUCGACCGAUCGGACGUAGCCAUGAAGGAACGUGCCGUGGCCAUGAUGCGCGAGAUGAUCGCCACUUGCGCCAAGCACGGGUUCGGAGAGUACAGGACGCAUCUCCUGUUUAUGGACCAGGUCGCUAGAACGUACAGCUGGGGAGAUCAGGCGCUUAUGCGGUUCAAUGAGACAAUCAAAGAUGCGUUAGAUCCGAAUGGGAUAUUGUCUCCCGGUAGGAACGGUAUUUGGCCCAAGAGGUGGAGGGGAAAGGGGUGGGAGUUGGGGACAAGGAGAGAGGGAGAACGGAGCGUGUGA